Messenger RNA from Microdochium trichocladiopsis, 2027 nucleotides. RefSeq names its product putative adenylyl cyclase-associated protein. NCBI's taxonomy places the organism in Eukaryota, Fungi, Ascomycota, Sordariomycetes, Xylariales, Microdochiaceae. The transcript is spliced from 3 exons. Gene Ontology annotation, cellular component: cytoplasm. Gene Ontology annotation, molecular function: adenylate cyclase binding; actin binding. The coding region runs from base 228 to 1784 and encodes 518 amino acids. The record is from RefSeq and is a predicted model, not a curated record. Gene Ontology annotation, biological process: cytoskeleton organization; regulation of adenylate cyclase activity.
AGACAGACCAGACACGGACUCGGUGCUAAGUUAGUGCUGCCCCUGGCUGGCUGCGAUCCACAGCCCAACAGUGUCAUCUCCAGCAACCACCCAGCUUCACAUACAUUACCAGCGCCCACAACACAAUUGCAGCCCGUCUCUGCAGUGCGUCUUGUCGCCACCACUUCAGCAGUCCCUUGCACCGACGACCAAAGCUGCGUGCCAGCUGCCCAGCACCACCCGCCGCCAUGGCGUCCAACAGCAUGCACAACUUGACCACCCUCAUCAAGAGACUCGAGGCUGCCACGUCACGACUCGAGGACAUCGCCUCCUCCACGACCGAGCUCGCCCAGCCCGCCUCCCUCCCGGGCUCGUCCCCCGCCCCGUCCGCUCCCGCCUCGACACCCGCUCCCAAGGCCGCGCCGGUCGAGGAGCUGCCCGAGUCCAUCGAGGACUUCGACGCCUUCAUCGCUUCCUCCGUCACAAAGUAUGUCGACGCCAGCAACAAGCUCGGCGGCCUCAUCGCCGAACAGGCCGCAAAGGUCCUCGAGGGCUUCCAGAAGCAGCGCACCUUCCUUCUCAUCACCGCAAAGGCCAAGAAGCCCAACAUGAGCACCGAAGCCGCCCUCUACCAGUCCCUCAUCAAGCCCAUCCAGGAAGCGCUGGUCGCUGUCGGGGACAUCAAGGAGAACAACCGUGGCUCCUCCGACUUCGCCCAGCUGAGCGCAGUGGCCGAGGGCAUCAUGGUCCUCGCGUGGGUCACUCUGGACACCAAGCCAUUCAAGCACGUCGAGGAGUCGCUCGGCUCGGCGCAGUUCUUUGGCAACAGAGUGCUCAAGGAGCACAAGGACAAGAACCCGGACCAGGUCGCCUGGAUCCAGAGCUUCUACCAGGUGUUCAGAGAUCUCACAGAAUACGUCAAGCAGUACUUCCCCAACGGGAUCCCCUGGAACCCCAAGGGCCCCUCUGCGGCCGAGGUCGCCAAAUCGGUAUCGUCGUCUGGAUCUGCCGCGCCGCCGCCGCCCCCUCCUCCUGCCGCCGGGGGUCCUCCUCCGCCUCCUCCUCCUCCUGGUCCUCCGCCUGUCCUCCAGAUCAAGGAGCAGGCUGCGCCACCUGCAGCUGGAGGCGGUCUUGGUGCGGUCUUCAGCGAACUGAACAAGGGCGAUGCCGUCACAAAGGGAUUGCGCAAGGUCGACAAAUCGGAGAUGACACACAAGAACCCCUCGCUGAGGGCAGGCUCGGCUGUUGGUGAUUCAUCUAUCCGGGGGAAGAGCCCGGCUCCUGGCAAGAAGCCCAAGCCCGAGAGCAUGCGUGUCAAGAAGCCUCCCAAGAUGGAGCUCGAUGGCAACAAGUGGACGAUUGAAAAUUACGAGAAGCAUGCGGAGCCCAUUGAGAUCGAGGCAGAGAUGUCGCAUUCCAUCCUCAUCAGCCGCUGCUCGCAGACGACCAUUGUCAUCAAGGGCAAGGCCAACGCCAUCACCAUUGAGAACACACAGCGCCUGUCCCUGGUCAUUGACUCGCUCGUCUCCACCGUCGACGCCGUCAAGUCGUCCAACUUUGCCCUGCAGGUCAUGGGCACGCUCCCGACCAUCCUGCUCGACCAGCUCGACGGCGCCCAGAUCUACCUGAGCAAGGAGAGCUCGAGCACCCGCGUCUUCACGAGCAAGUCUUCUGGCGUCAACGUCAAUGUCAUUUCGGGUCCCGACGAUGACUACAAGGAGAUCCCGCUGCCCUACCAGAUCUGCUCGUACUACGACGAGAAGAAGGGCGACAUGGUCAACGAGAUUGUGGAGCAUGCCGGCUAGACGACUCGGCUGGGGAUGCGGAUCGCAUGCAGGGGAGGAAAGCAAUUUGGAUUUCAACACGGCAAGCUAGAAGAAAGUCAUCUUUUCUGUGCGGCAGUACAAAGAAGUGUAUAUAUGGUCAGAGGUGGUCUGUGAGAUAGACUUGUGUAGAUCUCAGAACAAGCAUGCGUGACAAGUCUGCAAAGAUGCUACUAGGUACUUGAAGUAGUUUUCCUAUAUAUCUGUGCAAAGUCAUCAAAGCUG